Messenger RNA from Acanthoscelides obtectus, 459 nucleotides. Lineage: Eukaryota; Metazoa; Arthropoda; Insecta; Coleoptera; Chrysomelidae. The record is from the annotation of a GenBank genome assembly.
AUGAAUACCGUACAAUUUCCAUUUCAGAUACCAGAGCGAUCGCAAAAAUUCCUCCCCCCAAGCGAAACUCACAACGCAGUACCCAGCGUAAGUGUGCGUCGCACGCCAUUGGUUACGUUUUCGAGGCUGGAGCUAGAAGUAGAUACUGAAACCUUCCACAAUGGCAAGGCGAGGCUGUCUUGUGUCGCUAACAUAUUCCAUCUCUACAAGAGGGAAAAGGAUGUGAUCCUCGAGGAAGAAAGGCCCAGACCAAGGCCGUCGUCUGUUCUAGGGAUCAGAGAUAUCAUGGGAGAUGAAGAUUUCGUGACUGACCGACCUAAGCUCGACACUAAUAUAUCACUAUUGGACUUCAGUCAUAAUGCAGAAUCACGGCUCCAAGAAAUAGCACACCCUGAAUUGCAUCAGUUGGAUUAUAAAAUGGAAGCCCCAUCCCAGGUAUUGAGCCACGUCCAGCAAUAA